GAGAGAGAGAGAGAGAGAGAGAGGAGAGAGAGAGAGAGAGAGAGAGAGGAGAGAAGCAGACAGGUCGGCUUUCCUUCAGCAGACUGUGAACCUGCACCGGAGGAAGCAGCCCUCUCCAGACUGAGAUAUUUUUGACUGAAGGUCAUAUUGGAGAGAGAGGAAGAGUCCCUAAAAGUUACUACAUCUUCAAGGAAUCCACCUGUGAUAGUGUGCAGAAUUAAGUCCACUGCGGCCAGGGCUUGCAGAGCUCCAGCUGCCAUGACAGACACCGCUGCUUGAGCUUCUCAGUGACGGCCUACGACGGGGGAGGAUGGGUGAUGGGCCCAUGAAAUUCAGCGGACUCUCUCCUCCUUAUGCCAUCCUCUCAUGGAGCAUCCUGUCACAUCGAGCCCCUCCUGGAACACUUCUUUCUCCAGGCUCCCAACAUUUCCAGCCUCACUUCAUCCAAAUACUUCGAACGUGACCCCGAGCACAGCGAGUGUCCGAGGUGGGGUAGAUCUGAACCAGUCCCUGGCGCUAUGUGCUAUGCUCAUCAUGGAUGUGCUAGCGGUGGUGGGGAACCUGGCCGUGAUGAUUGUCAUCACCAAAACUCCGCAGCUGCGUAAAUUUGCCUUCGUGUUCCACCUCUGUCUGGUGGACCUGCUGGCAGCGCUGGUGUUGAUGCCUCUGGGGAUGGUGUCAGACCAAAUCCUGGUGGACGAGGCGCUGUGUCGGAGCUACCUCUGCUUGAGUGUGUGUCUAGUGAGCGCUGCCAUCCUCACCAUCUGUGCCAUAAACGUGGAGCGCUACUACUACAUUGUCCAUCCCAUGCGUCACGAGGUGAAGAUGACUGUGGGGGUGGUGGUGGUGGUAGUGGUAGGAAUCUGGAUUAAAGCUGUUGUCAUGUCAGUGCUGCCACUCUUGGGAUGGCUGCUCCAGGGGAGCCAGGGUCUGGGUACUCCUUCUGUCCUCAUUCCCGGUCAGAGACACUGUUCCCUCCACUGGACGGGAGGCAGGACCACGCGCUUGCUUUUCAUGGUCUUUUUUACAAUUAUUUAUUUUCUGUGCCCCAUGAUGAUCAUUCUCGUGGUCUACUGCAACAUGUUCAAGGUGGCACGAGUAGCAGCCAUGCAGCACGGCCCCCUCCCCACAUGGAUGGAUAUGCCACGACAACGGUCCGAGUCCAAUAGCAGCCACUCCACCAUGGCAGCUAGCCUUGGAGGAACUGGUGCCCGCACCACCCCUCAGAGGACCUUCAGUGGCGGGAAGGCUGCGGUGGUCCUGGUGGCAGUAGGAGGCCAGUUCCUCUGCUGCUGGCUGCCAUAUUUCUCCUUCCACCUCUACUCGGCCGUGGUGUCUACCUCUCCCACAUCGUUGGCCCAACUGGAGGACGUGGUCACGUGGAUUGGCUAUUUCUGCUUCACCUCCAACCCCUUCUUUUACGGCUGCCUAAACCGUCAGAUUCGCGAGGAACUGGGCCGUCACCUGGCUUGCCUCUUCAAGCGGGCUGGGCCCAGCGAAGGGCAGCAGCUGCCCAGCCGUGAGGCCUCUAUUGAGGAAAACUUUAUGCAGUUCCUUCAGGGCACAGGAUGCAAUCUGGAGCCCUGUAACUCUCACAGCAGAGCCAGCCCCGAGGAGUCAGGGACAGAGUUCGUUCAUGAAUCAGCUGUUCAGCAGAUCAUGCCAGCUGACUUCCAUAUCCCAGGGCAGAUCCUUGAGGAGACCUCAGAGUUCAUUCCACAGCAACAGCUGAACAAUGAACUACAUGUAUCAGAGAAGGAGAACUGCUGGAAAACUGUACUAGAGCUGUAGCUUCCUCUCAUGUACUUUCUCUUCCGCCAUUCAAUAAUCCAAGAAACAUACUUUUUUUUUCUUCCUAACAUUUGUUGAACAAUUCAUCUUUGAUGCUUAAGUUGAAAAUUCAGUGGUAUCUUCUUUGAAGAAUUUAAGUUUUAUAGCUUUUAAGAGAAGGACACAGCAGAAUAUAUUAUGUGCAUUGUCUCAUUCAUAUCCCCAAUGGCCAUGAUACUGGAGCAUUACAUGUUUCGGGAGCCAUACAGCAUCCGGCUGUUUUCUGUAUUAUGUCAGCAGGUGGACACUAAGCCCUUGUGUUAACCAGAGCACAGUGAAGUGACAACGAUCUCAUAGAUGUAAAUACAUGCUGAGACUGUGACAGAGCAAAGCUUCAGGGAGAAAGCUACAAAAGCCGUUGACAGGAAAUUUGUCACACACAAAAAUGUUGGUUCUUCAUUGGACAUAAGGCAAUAAUGUAUGUGAAACAAUUUGUCAUGAUAAAUCAUCACUGUUCCAUCUUUUUCAUACGCACUUCUUUGUGCAUUUUCCUCCUCCAGAUUCUUUUAUUUUCUCUCAAUUUAAUAUUUGCUAAAUAUGCCCUCAUUGAAGCCCUUUGACAAUCAGUUCAAAAUGACGCAGUGACACAACUGGCUCUGUUUAACAGGAUAGAUGUGAUAAUACUAAUUUCACUAUGACCUAAUCAUAAACAACAUUCUACCCACUUCUUCCUAUAGGCCCUGCUUCACCUCCAACAUACUAAACUAAAGAGGUGUUUAAAGUCAUUAUUGUAGCUGCUGUAGACAGUUUUUUAAUGAGUUAGUGUGUCCAUUUGAAAAAUUCAUUGUGUUGAACAAGAUCAACUCAGAGCUGGUGCAGCUGCUGCUGGUAUUUAUAAUAAACAGGCUGACACACCAGGGUAUUUUUAAACAUUUUCCAGGAGCGUUAUUAUCAUGUUUAUCUGUUUUUAGUCUUGUGAUUAUCACUUCCUCACCAAAAUCACCUCACAUUGCUCGACUUGUGAUUCCAGCCCCUUCCGCUCGAAGGGAAAACAUUGUGGCCGGUCUAAUUCGUAUGACACUGUUGGUGUUCAGGAUUAAUCUUUGGAAAAAUAUCGACUACAGGACAUUCAAAGUGUCACUUUGCUCAGAGCGAGGCUGGACGUGGACAUGGUUCUUUCGGACGCCUGGACACGUCCACCAGCGCCCCGUGAUGUCCGGGCUGUUUACAGGUAAACACAGGAGCAGUGCGAGUGCUCUUGAGUUUGUGCUCUAAACAACCAUGCUUGUUGUGGCUACACAGCACACAGGUGUGACAAUGCUUACAGAUGGCAAGCUUUGCCUUUGGCCUCAUUUAGCAACAAAUGGAAGACACUGGCGACACUUCCUCUGAUCUCAGGUGGAAUACAGUUUGCACAAGUCACAGAGGCAGUGACAUAUGUUCCAAAGAAAAUUACAAGGCACAAAUCUCUUACAAAACAAGUUUUUUGUCUCUUUUUAUACUCUGCUCUUUCUCGCUGCCUUCGUCUUUUUUGGACUGCCUCAUACAGGACUGUCGAUUUGAUCACAAGACUCUCCACACAAGGCGUACAGGGAAGGUUCAUGCUUUGCUGGGAGUCAGAACAAAAAAA
Molecule: messenger RNA, 3400 nt
Organism: Hippoglossus stenolepis (Pacific halibut)
Lineage: Eukaryota; Metazoa; Chordata; Actinopteri; Pleuronectiformes; Pleuronectidae
Gene: gpr61
Product: G protein-coupled receptor 61
Exons: 2
Coding region: 367-1791 (474 amino acids)
Biological process (GO): G protein-coupled receptor signaling pathway
Cellular component (GO): signaling receptor complex; plasma membrane; endosome
Molecular function (GO): G protein-coupled receptor activity
Source: RefSeq, a predicted model, not a curated record